CAUCAUACUCGGCCCGUCCAUGCUGUCACGCAGUCCGGCGUUCAAGGAGAUGGUGUUCCCGGCGAGGGGCGACGCGGUGCUGCACACCGUCGCGACGUUCGGGCUCAUGUACGCCAUCUUCCUCAUCGGCGUGCGGAUGGACCCGAAGCUCGUCGUCCGCUCCGGCAAGAAGGGCGUGAUCAUCGGCCUUUCCGGCUUCAUCCUCCCGCUGGCCAUGACCACCGCGGGCUUAUCCGGCGCCGCCAUGGUCUCGGAGCCCGACGUGACGAGGCGUUCCACGUUCCUGUUCGCGCUGGCCACGUCGCUCUCGGUCACGUCCUUCGCGGUGCUGUCGCCGAUCCUGUCGGAGCUCAGCCUCCUCAACUCCGACCUCGGCCGCACCGCCAUGUCGGCCUCGAUGACCACCGACGGCAUCGCGUGGCUCAUCAUGGUGGGGUACAUCCUCGCCGAGGCGUUCCUCGUGUCGGCGGUGACGUCGCUCUGGGCGUUCCUCUCGGUGGCCGCGCUCGGCGCGCUCAUACUGUUCGCCGUGCGCCCGGUCGCGCUCAAGGUGAUCGAGCGCACGCCGCCGGGCAAGCCCGUGGACGAGAACUACGUCUUGUUCUUCCUCCUCAUCGUGCUCCUCGUCGGGUUCUACAGCGACAUCAUCGGCACCAACUCGUUCCACGGCGCGCUGAUGCUGGGGCUGGCAAUCCCCGAUGGACCGCCGCUCGGCACCGCGCUGGGGGAGAAGAUUGACGCCAUGGUGUCCGGCCUGAUUCUGCCUCUCUACUACGCCAUGACCGGGCUCAGCACCGAUGUGUGGUCCCUGCAUUGGGGCAGGCUGCAGCUAGUCGUGCUCCUCGGAUGGUUUGGCAAGCUGGUCGGCGUCAUGGUGCCGUCGCUGUGCCUUGAGAUCCCCCUCCGGGACGCCGUGUCCCUCAGCUUGUUCAUGAGCUCCAAGGGCAUCGUUGAGGUCAUCACCUUCACCUUCUUCCUCACCAACAAGUUGAUCGGCAAGAACUCCUUCAGCGGCCUGAUAUGCUCGUCGGUGGCGAUCACGGCGGUGUCGGUGCCGGUGGCGGGAUUGCUGUACGACCCGGCGCGGCGCUACGCCGUCUACAAGCGGCGCACCCUGCAACACCUCAAGCCGGACGCCGAGCUGCGCAUCCUGGCGUGCCUCCACGACGAGUCCCACGUCCCGGGGACGCUCGCGUUGCUCGAAGCGUCGCACGCCACGCCCCAGACGCCCAUCGGCCUCUACCUCCUGCAGCUCGUCGAGAUCGCCGGCCGCUCCGCGCCGGUGUUCAUCCCGCACAACCCGCGCCGCAACGCGUCUCGGAUCGGCGCGCCCAACGCGCCGUCCACCGACUUCGACCGCAUCAUCAACGCCUUCUUCCGGCACGAGCUCCGGCGACCGGAGGGCGCGGUCUCGGUGCACCCGUUCACCACCAUCUCCCCGUAUUCCUCCAUGCACGACGAGGUGUGCCGCCUCGCCGUCGAGAAGCGCACGUCGCUGAUCCUCCUCCACUACCAUAAGCACCACUUGCUCGCCGGCGGCGUGCGCGCCUCAGUCGGGCUCCGCGUCGUCAACCGCAAGGUGCUGGAGGUCGCGCCGUGCUCGGUCGCGGUGUUCGUCGACCGCAACGCCGGGAACGUGGGGCUGUCCAAUUUCAUUCCGGCCCCGCUACAGGACUACUCAGGCUCUUCCACGGGCAGCAGUGGCCUCUCGAUGAUGAGCGGGCCACAGUUCCACGCCGCGGUGGCGGCGCUCUUCUUCGGCGGCGGCGACGACCGCGAGGCCAUGUCCUACGCGGCGCGCAUGGCGCGCCACCCGGGCGUGACGGUUGCGAUCGUGCGGUUCCUGCCAGCCCGAGGCAUCAAGGACGACCCGGCGGAUCGGCGGGUGGACAACCGCGCCAUCGAGGAGGUGAAGGCGCUCGCGGCGAGGAGCAGGAACAUGCAAGUCCGGGAGGAGCUCGUCGGCGACAUGGAGAAGAUCGUCGGGGUGCUGAGGGGUCUCGACAAGGCCGGCUACGACCUAGUCAUCGUUGGCAUGAGGCACAGGUGGUACCCGGUGAUGCCGGCGAACGGGCUGUCGGACUGGAGCGAGUGCCCCGAGCUUGGCGUCAUCGGCGACCUCCUCGCGUCCUCCGACUUCGACACGCCCUACUCGGUGCUCAUCAUGAAGCAGCAGGACCAGGCUGGCCUGAACGCCGCUGUGCCGGGAGCCCAGGACGAGUGGCACGGUGCACUGCCGCCGGGUCGGCAGCGAACCAUGUCGACGGCGGGAUCUAGCAUGUCCAAGCGAUAGGACCGCGGUAAACAACCCUUAUGUCAUCUUACCUUUGCGUCAUAGAAUUGAUACAUUCACGGAUUGACCCCUCUAGUUUCUAGGACUUGGUUCAAAUAGAUUUUCAGAUUGUUCUUUGGAGAUCCUGUGUACAGUUCAGGAUUAGCAAGGUAGUUAUCAUUCCAGUGAA
Sorghum bicolor (sorghum) is the source of this 2462-nucleotide messenger RNA. RefSeq names its product cation/H(+) antiporter 15. Gene Ontology annotation, biological process: proton transmembrane transport; regulation of pH. Gene Ontology annotation, molecular function: antiporter activity. The record is from RefSeq and is a predicted model, not a curated record. The transcript has 2 exons. Gene Ontology annotation, cellular component: endomembrane system; membrane. The coding region runs from base 20 to 2293 and encodes 757 amino acids. NCBI's taxonomy places the organism in Eukaryota, Viridiplantae, Streptophyta, Magnoliopsida, Poales, Poaceae.